AUGGCUGCCUCCCUUAUGAAACCACUAAAUGCAUCAAAGUUUAAUUUUGCAAAUGCUGGAAAGAACUUGUAUGCCUGCAGGGCAGAAGAGAAGGCUCCCAGUACUGAAGUUUGGAACAGAAAUGAGUAUACUCCUUUAAGUAACACAACAGAUUCAAGAUCUGAUAGUGGAAUUAUUCGAAAGUCUGAGAGCUUUUCAAAUAGUUUGAAAACUAACCAUAAUUCAUCUCAGCAUGUCAAAACAAGAGAAACCAGCCCAUCCUGUAAAUCUAAAGGACAAUGGCCAGUGAAACCUAAUGCUGUUUCAACAACUCUGCAGGGUCGUAGUGUGGCAUACAAGUUUAACCACAAUAUUCAGCAAAAUAAAAUGAACAAAAAAGCAUUUGAUUGUGUUCCAGAAGACAAAAGUCAGGAAGUUUCAUCCUAUCAAUUAAUAACUAAAGAAAAAAAGAAUUCUUUGCGAAUCAUAUCUGCAGUCAUUGAAAGUAUGAGGCACUGGAGUCAAUAUGCUUAUAAAACUGCACUAUUAUUUGAAGUUUUAGGCACACUUGACUCUGCAGUCACACCUGGAGCAUAUGGGGCAAAGAAUUUUCUUCUAAGAGAUGGAAAGGAGAGCCUGCCUUGUGUAUUUUAUGAGAUUGACCGGGAGCUUCCAAGACUAAUUAGAGGUCGAGUGCACAGGUGCAUGGGCAACUAUGAUGCAAAAAGGAACAUUUUCAAGUGCGUCUCUGUAAGACCAGCAACUAUUCAAGAACAAAACACUUUCCAAGAAUUUGUUAAAAUUGCAGAUGUUGAGAUGACAGCAUACGUAAAAAGAGUUAAUGAAAUUUAA
Messenger RNA from Mesitornis unicolor (brown roatelo), 831 nucleotides. It is a transcript of the gene SPATA22, whose product is annotated as spermatogenesis associated 22. Gene Ontology annotation, biological process: regulation of meiotic cell cycle; homologous chromosome pairing at meiosis; meiotic DNA repair synthesis. The coding region runs from base 1 to 831 and encodes 276 amino acids. The record is from RefSeq and is a predicted model, not a curated record. NCBI's taxonomy places the organism in Eukaryota, Metazoa, Chordata, Aves, Mesitornithiformes, Mesitornithidae. The transcript is spliced from 5 exons.